Molecule: messenger RNA, 830 nt
Organism: Cuscuta campestris
Lineage: Eukaryota; Viridiplantae; Streptophyta; Magnoliopsida; Solanales; Convolvulaceae
Source: the annotation of a GenBank genome assembly
CAAAGAGAUGCCAUGCCGUUGCUUGCACGCCAAUAAUAAUCUUUCUAAUAAUAAAUCCCACGUUUAAAAAACCAAAAUCCUAUUCCGCCGAUUCCUUCGCUCAAGCUCGCCGGCUCGUCUCUUUUCCCGUUGUUCCUCUCCUGUCUCAGAGAGACUUUUAGCUAUUCGGAGUGUCUACAUGGCUGCGAAGCGCAUUUUGAAGGAGCUCAAGGAUCUGCAGAGGGAUCCGCCCACAUCAUGUAGUGCCGGCCCCAUUGCCCAAGAUAUGUUUCAAUGGCAAGCAACUAUCAUGGGCCCAUCUGAUAGCCCAUAUUCCGGGGGUGUAUUCUCGGUGUUCAUCCAAUUUCCGCCUGACUACCCUUUUAAGCCACCAAAGGUUGCUUUUAGAACGAAGGUCUUUCACCCAAACAUCAACAGCAAUGGAAGUAUCUGCCUAGAUAUUCUCAAAGAACAGUGGAGUCCAGCACUGACCAUAACAAAGGUUCUGUUGUCAAUCUGCUCUCUUCUGACAGAUCCAAAUCCUGAUGAUCCGCUCGUGCCAGAAAUUGCUCAAAUGUACAAGGCUGACAAGACAAAAUACGAGCACAUUGCUCGUAGCUGGACGCACAAGUAUGCCAUGGGAUAAGGCUGCCCCUGCCAUUCUUCAAAGUCUGUUUUAACUAAAUAUAGGGUUUCAAUUGUCUGUUUUGUUCUCUUCAUUUGGGACACGACAAGGCAACACAGUUUGGACUAGUGAAAAGGGAGGGAGUAUAAAUUUUGUUAACUCUGUAAGUAUUAUCAUGCUUUGUUGACUUCUGCUGUCUCCCUCUAUCGCCUCUUUGAUCUCCCUC